CUCACUACACUUGUUACCGCUUGUCCUGUGCGCCGAGAGGGCGAGCUCGGGCCGCGAACCGGGCGGGAGCGGGCAGCGGGCAACGGAGGGAGGCAGAGAGGCACAAAGAUCGCAGUAAUAUCCACUAUAACCAGCCAUCUAACCCCACCCCAAACACACACCCAUUCAUCCCGCCCAACGGGAGAGGCAGCCAGCGGUCCGCACUCUGCGCCCAGGGAAAAAGCCCCAACCAUGAGCAAUCAGUACCAGGAGGAGGGCUGCUCCGAGAGGCCGGAGUGCAAAAGUAAAUCUCCAACUUUGCUCUCCUCCUACUGCAUCGACAGCAUCCUGGGCCGGAGGAGCCCUUGCAAAAUGCGGCUGCUGGGAGCCGCGCAGAGCUUGCCCGCUCCACUGGCCAGCCGCGCCGAUCAGGAAAAGGCCGUGCAAGGCUCCCCCAAGGGCAGCAGCGCCCCGUUCGAGGCCGAGCUGCACCUGCCGCCCAAGCUGCGGCGCCUGUACGGCCCGGUGUCGGCAGGCAGCGACUCAGAGGAGGGGCUGCUGAAGCGCAAACAGAGGCGCUACCGCACCACGUUCACCAGCUACCAGCUGGAGGAACUGGAGCGGGCUUUCCAGAAGACGCACUACCCGGACGUCUUCACAAGGGAGGAACUGGCCAUGAGACUGGACUUGACUGAGGCCCGUGUCCAGGUGAGCUGCACCACAGAUGGAAGAAGGGAGGUGGAAGGGCUGGAGGACAGUGGGGGGACAGAGAGAGGGGUUGAGCGGGAGAGCCGCUCUGUAAGAAGGAUUCCAGGUUCUCUAAAGGGCGCUCUGGCUCUCCUGCCCCAGUUCCCCUCCUUUACUCCUUUCACUCUGAGCAAGGAGUGGCGGAUAUUCCUGUCUAGACAGAUUUGGAUACACAAAAGCUGCCCACCCAGCCUGGGCCCAUAUACAGUCUUGCUUUUUCAAGCCUCUGAAUUUCCACAGUGGAGUGUUUCCUGCGAGUCAGAGUCACAAGUCGAUUAUUUGAAGUCUGUGGAUGCCGCCGUGUUCCGGCACCCGGCCUUCAUCAGCCCGGCAUUUGGCAGGUAAAGCGCGCGGCGUCGGGCGUGAGUCAGUCUCUCAUACACGCACAGGCUGGGGUCACAGAGGUGGCUGGAGAGGGAGGCUACGUACAGCCUUUUCUUAGACCCAACCUCAGAGACUUUAGCCAAAGAAAAUACUUUCUAAUUUUAUCUCCAGAAAAAUAAAAAAACGUAGGUCUCUGAGCAGCGAAGGGGAAGGGGAGGGCAGUGGCAAUUAUAGCAAUGGUGACAACCGGGAGUGUGCAGUGAAAGCUGUAAAAGUACCAUUGGAAGGCAGCAGCAGCCUUGGCCCUAAGUUUUGUGCGCCCGAACGUGUACAGGUGUAGGCUACAGAGUAAGGAUGACUUUUCAAGCUUUGCAAAAGUCCUUCCUCAUGCCUCAGAGCCUGGCAGCCUGAUGAACACAGCCCUGGUCCCCAUGGGAGUCCUGGAGCCAGGAGGCCCUCUACGUGCACAGAAUCCCUUCUUCUUACCCAUCCAGACUCUUAUCUUCCUUGUCACUCAAGUGACCCGCUGCCAGCAAUACUCCCUAAGUGCAAUCCCCGACCCCCACCGGGGCACAGGACAACGAAAUAAAAGAAACAGUUCAUCAUAUAUUAUAACUCCCUUUCUUUAAAUGAACAUCGGAUGAUGAAAUAAAAAGUCUGUGUAAUCAUACAGACAAACAGUGCAGGGAUGUAUUUAUUAAGUUGGGAAGUGCAGUGAAAAUAAAACUGAACACAGCUUCUGUGAUCUCUCUUUGGGAGAACAAAGAAAUAAUACAUUCAUCCAACUGAGCAUCCACUCAGCAAAAAUUAUCUUAGAAAAAAAAAAGACGAAGUAAAAUUAGUUUCUCGUAACAAACGCAUUCAAGUGUAGUUAGUGACUCAGUUUACCUAGUGGAACCAGGGCACGUUCAGCCCCCUUCUGGGUCACACCUUUAUCAUUUCUUUACGGAAAACAUUUUAGAGUCCUGUGUCUUCCCCUUCUCCCCAUUUUUCCCCACUGAUGAGAGAUGACUCGUAAAAUCAGGCGAACCCUGCCUGGAGUACCCAGCUUCCUCAUUCAGAGGAGCUGGAAGAGGAGUGUGGUGGGGGUGGCACAGGGAGUAACACUUGGGCUAGGGAUGGGGAGAAGGCGCCUCUCGGAAAUCCUGAAUUGGCCCCGCAGAGGCCAGGAGCCAAAGCCCUGGGGCAGGCGACUGGGAAAGCCUGGUGGACGUUUGGAGGUGGUGGGGAAAGUGCUUGCCCGGUGGCACCCGGGCCUCAGCUGCAGAUCCGCGCAGCAGUGUACAAGGGGUGAAAGCGAGAAGCGGAGUAAUCCCGGCGCCGUCCGGAAGCGGUGGUGGC
This is a messenger RNA of Tupaia belangeri chinensis (Chinese tree shrew), 2391 nucleotides long. RefSeq names its product aristaless related homeobox (gene ARX). Gene Ontology annotation, molecular function: RNA polymerase II transcription regulatory region sequence-specific DNA binding; DNA-binding transcription factor activity, RNA polymerase II-specific. Gene Ontology annotation, biological process: regulation of transcription by RNA polymerase II. The transcript has 6 exons. Bases 232 to 1071 code for a protein of 279 amino acids. The record is from RefSeq and is a predicted model, not a curated record. Lineage: Eukaryota; Metazoa; Chordata; Mammalia; Scandentia; Tupaiidae.